Molecule: messenger RNA, 378 nt
Organism: Amorphotheca resinae ATCC 22711
Lineage: Eukaryota; Fungi; Ascomycota; Leotiomycetes; Helotiales; Amorphothecaceae
Exons: 1
Coding region: 1-378 (125 amino acids)
Source: RefSeq, a predicted model, not a curated record
AUGUUUCCUUUCGCGAUAGAGAAACACCAUUUGAUAACAUGGGCUUUUGUUUCCAUUGCUGGUGUUACUCAAUCCUUAUCUGGAAGCUCAAUGGCUGCACUACAUUGGACCUCUACAGGUUCGUCAAAAGUAUGGAGAAAUCCCCAUUUUGGCACCGCACUAUUGAAGAUAUUGGUGAUCUUUACUUCGAGAUCAGCCGCCAAAACCAACCUGGCUCCAGAUCUCCAACCGUUGUUUCUAUCAAGAUUGCCUCCAGAACUCAGAUCUUAUAUCUGGGGCUAUGUCGCGUCAACGACAGCGUACAGUGUCUUCAUGCUGGUGGUGGCGAAACUUCAUAACCUGCUCGUCAUCUUCGCGACUCUACCAAUUGGAUUUUAG